Apus apus (common swift) is the source of this 9112-nucleotide messenger RNA. It is a transcript of the gene HDX, whose product is annotated as highly divergent homeobox. The record is from RefSeq and is a predicted model, not a curated record. Gene Ontology annotation, biological process: regulation of transcription by RNA polymerase II. Gene Ontology annotation, molecular function: RNA polymerase II cis-regulatory region sequence-specific DNA binding; DNA-binding transcription factor activity, RNA polymerase II-specific. The transcript has 9 exons. NCBI's taxonomy places the organism in Eukaryota, Metazoa, Chordata, Aves, Apodiformes, Apodidae. The coding region runs from base 1 to 2094 and encodes 697 amino acids.
AUGAAUCUGCGUUCUGUAUUUACUGUAGAACAACAAAGGAUAUUACAGCGUUAUUAUGAAAAUGGAAUGACAAAUCAAAGUAAAAAUUGCUUUCAGCUCAUAUUACAGUGUGCACAAGAAACUAAACUGGACUUCAGUGUAGUCAGGACGUGGGUUGGCAAUAAGCGAAGGAAGAUGAGCAGCAAGAGUGCUCUAGAAUCUGGAGGCACUCCCCCAGGGACUGUCCCUUCUACUCUCUCAGUACCUCCAGAAGCAGCAGUUAGAAAUGUGGUAAAUAUUGCUCGAUCCCAAAGCCAGCAGUCUACUUGGACCUCCUCUAACAACGAUGUCAUAGUUACUGGUAUAUACAGUCCUGCUAGUUCAUCUGGUAGACAAGGAUCCACCAAACAGACAAACGCUUCAAUGGCAGAAAUCCAUAAAACCUCAAUUCCACGACUCCCAGGAAAAGGUGACACAGAGUUUCAGCAGCAGCACAUCCCUCUAGGACGGCAAGUACCACAUUGUAAAAACGCUUCCCUAUUAGUAGGGGAAAAGACUAUUAUUUUAUCGAGGCAAACAAGCGUCCUGAAUUCUGCCAACUCCAUUUAUAGUCACACCAAGAAAAGCUACGGCAGUUCCUCCAUGCAGACGGCGGAGCUGGUGUUACCUCAGAAACCCAUGAUAUGCCACAGACCCUGCAAAGCUGAACCCCUGGCAUGUCAGAGGUUACACAAACCAGAACACGCAGCUCUCAUGUCGCACGUGCCCCCUGGGCAAAGGGCUAAUGCCAGGGACCCUUCUUGUAGCACCCAAAACCUGGAGAUCCGGGAAGUGUUUUCGCUGGCGGUUACAGAUCAGCCCCAGAGGCUGGUGGGGGGCAGUGCUGUGCAGAGACACUGCCCCGUGGAGGGCAGCUCUCUGUCCAUUGCCAUGGAAACGGGAGACGUGGACGACGAAUACGCUAGAGAAGAGGAACUAGCAUCCAUGGGAGCACAAAUACAAAGCUAUUCCAGAUACUGUGAGAGCAGCAGUUCUGUUCGAGCAGAGAACCAAAGCGCAGCCUUGUCUGGGCCAGGAAGAAAUGUGAGCUGUAGUUCACAGAUGGUGAAUGCCAGGGACGUGCCUGACAAUGUUCUGUAUCAUAACAGAGACUACCACUUGCCUGCACGGACCUCAUUGCACACAACAUCCAGCACAUUGUAUAACACUGCUAACCCAUCAAGAAGUACCUUUUCUCCUCAUUUUACAUCUUCAAGUCAACUGAGGCUGUCACAAAACCAAAAUAAUUACCAGAUUUCAGGAAACCUUACUGUGCCUUGGAUUACAGGUUGUUCCAGAAAAAGAGCAUUACAGGACCGUACACAAUUUAGUGACCGAGACCUGGCGACCCUAAAGAAAUACUGGGACAAUGGCAUGACCAGCCUGGGCUCAGUCUGCAGAGAGAAAAUUGAAGCUGUGGCUGCAGAAUUAAAUGUUGACUGUGAAAUAGUGCGGACUUGGAUUGGGAAUCGAAGACGGAAAUAUCGUUUAAUGGGGAUUGAGGUCCCACCCCCUAGAGGAGGUCCUGCUGAUUUCUCUGAUCAAUCUGAAUUUGUUUCUAAAUCAGCACUUAAUCCGGGAGAGGAAACUGCUACUGAAGUGGGGGAUGAUAAUGAUAGGAAUGAUGAAGUAUCAAUCUGCCUAUCUGAAGGAAGCUCACAAGAAGAGACAAAUGAAGCUCUUCCAAAUGAAGAAAUUGGUCACAAAGAUGAUGACCAGAACCCAGUAUCUGCUGACAAUGUGAAAAUAGAAAUCAUAGAUGAUGAAGAAAGUGAUAUGAUAAGUAACUCUGAAGUGGAUCAAAUGAGUUCCCUUCUGGAUUAUAAGAAUGAAGAAGUCAGAUUCAUUGAGAAUGAGUUGGAGAACCACAAACAGAAGUAUUUUGAACUACAGACAUUUACUCGGAGUUUGAUACUUGCUAUUAAAUCAGAUGAUAAAGAACAGCAGCAGGCACUGCUCUCAGACUUACCUCCAGAACUAGAAGAAAUGGAUUUCAACCAUGCAUCCCCAGAACCUGAUGAUACCUCAUUCAGCUUGUCGUCUUUAUCAGAGAAAAAUGCCUCAGACAGUUUGUGAUUUCUUUUAUUAUUUUUUUUUAAACUGACAAAAAAGCAACCCCACGUAAGAUGCAGGUUUGCAGAGAACAGCAUUUGGCUUUCCAGAGUUUUGCAGUCCAAAAGAGAGAGCCCCAGGUGAGACAGACCUUCCUGAAGGACACCUCUCAUGUGGCAUGGCUACAGUUUGCAGUGCCCCUGCAAAUGUUGGGUUUGGGAAAUGAAGGAGCUGAGGAAAAGGUUUGAGCAGUGGGGCCUUGAUGAGGAUAACUUCUGACUUUCCAGAAUAACUCUUGCUCUGCAGCAAAGUCUUUUUGAGCAGGGAUCCAAGGAUGGACAAUAAAUAUCCUGUUACACAGACAGCUAAUUCUUCAGAGUUGCUUGCUCACCGGUCUGGUUUAUUACUUGCUUCCCCAUUUUUACUCAGGUAGGUGGACUAAAAAUUGGGGAUUCAAAUAGAAUAAACAGGCUCUUUAUGAGUUGUGCUCCAACCCUUUUGAAAACCUGAAAUUCCAGUGUUUUUCAUUAUGUGACUUCAGAUUGUUGCAUCUUCCAUGUUCUGACCAAAACAGCUGAAAAAAAUAAUAAUUGAAAGGCUACCUGAAAAAAUUGGCUUGUCAUCAAUAAAUGAUUCAUGUGAAGAACCAGUCAUAAGUGUUGUAAGAAAUUAGAUGGAUGUGGACAAACUGAUAGCUGCAGAACAUGACUUUCUGAUAUUCUCACAGUAGCAAUGGGAUUAGAUGUUUACACUGCUCCUUAGGGGUUUAUGAAUGUAGUUACAGGUUUUAUUUGUCCACGUCUGAAUGCUGAGCUUCUGUUCAUUGUUUUAAGUAUUGGGUAUCUAUUUUUCCACAAACUUUGCUCCACUUCAUCAAGACACUGUCAUAAAUGCACAGCUGUCAUUGCAUCCUGAAAGGUAUUUGAGUGUUUGGAAUUGAGUUGUGCAGACCUGCUUGUGAAGGAGCCCUCUCUGACCAAUUUUUUGGCAACCACCAGGUGCCAUUUCUAAACUGUGAGCUUGACUGCAGGAAGUGGCUGAAAUGAAUUUCUUCUUUCCCAGCUGUUGUUGACAUUGAAUCCUUUUCUGAUUAAAUGGAUGUUCAGACACAUUCAGAUAAAUUUAGGAGGGCAUGUAGGUUUGUGCCCAUAAUACUGAUGCUCUAUAACUUCUCAUCUGAAUACUGCUCAGCAAACAUUUUUCAAGCAGUCUGGUAAAAAGCCUGAGCUUUCAAGUUUAUGCCAAAUAAUAAUUUGAUUUGGUGAAUCCUUAUUUGUGCAGUACAGUAAGUAAUCCUCUUAAUUUCAAUCAGAAGUCCAAGAUGUAGCUCAAAAUCCAGUGUUGGGGAAGUAACACUUUGGGUUUUUUUGUUUAAUGCUGGGAUUAAGUCACAGUUUUAGGUUUUUCUCGGUCUGAUCUGAGAAGUCACUUCUACAACCACUUUCUUAGUAUCAGUAGUGAGCUCUGUUCUUCCAGGUUUUUUCCUGUCUCUGUGUCACCCUCGGGCACGGGGAGCUCCUAACAAUGUUGUUGAAUACCAGCUGCAUGAAGGACAGGAGCAGUUUUAAAAGCUGUUUAAAAAAAACAAGCCAGUUUCACCAUUCUAGCUGCUGUAGAAUUCAGUUCCCAAAAGACCUCUUACCACCUAUUCCCUAGAGUAACCUCCAAAAAAACAAGCUGUUGGGCCUGUGUUUGAGUUUAGGCAUUAAAACUCAGUAGAGUCCCAGGAGAGAGGGAAGGCAGCCUGGGUGAGCAGAGGCAGGUGGUAGGUUUCUCAUCCUUUCACUGCCUGAGCUGACAGGUCAUGUCCUCCUGAAAGGAGAAGCAGUGUUUUAAAUGCCUGUUGAAAUGAGCACCAAUCUAAAAUAAGGUUUGUAAGCAAAGAUCACACUGCUGUCCUUCACAUGUAAGAUGGGGCUCAGCUGUAAUCCUGCUCGCUCUGAAAAAAGCAUUUAUAAAGGGUUUUCUAUACUGGGUUAACAAUGCUGUUCUCUCUAGAUAGGAAAUUUGUGCCACUGACAAUGAAACCUCUUUUCUCUGAGCUUUGCUGAAAUAAAAACAAAACAGUACUGUGAUUUGCCACUAUUUGGGCCCUGUUUUCCUGCUGCUUCCACUUACAGUCCCAUGACAAAAGGCAGGAUACUCUUCACACGAGUUCUUGGUUUCAUGGUCAGUUAAGUCAUCCACCUUUAUGCAAGAAAAAAUUCAUUGAUGAUUCAUAUUUUGCUUUGUCUGGCUUUUAUUUCUUAUGCCAAGUGAAUCAAAGGAAUUAAUUUUGCAUGAAGUACUACCAGAUUCCAGCAAUGACCUUCAGUCCCUUUUCUCAAGGAAGCUGGAACCCUCUUGAGGAUGAAACUCUAGCUGCAGUCAGUGCCCAUCCCCGAGGGCACGUUGCUCUUUGGUCCUUUUCCUCCUGUAGGGUGACAAGACAAAAGAGUGAAGUGAUCAUGUUUGCAUACCCUGAAACACUUGACAAUCUUACAGGAUAUUCAGGAAGCAAGAGUGUCAAUGAUAUUCCUUGUCACAAAAUGCUAUGUAGGAUGAUGUUGUUCUGCCUUUUCAAUAUCUGUGUUUCUUUCCUGUUGUUUGUAAAGCACAAACCUUAAUGAUGCCAUUCCUGGUACUUUAAAUCAUUGCAGCAACCCUAGUUCUGCAGGAGAGUGGCUGAAGAGCAGCUGCUGAUCCUGUCACAUAACACUGAGGCAUCCCUGUGAGUUCUGACAAUCCCAUGUGACCCCUCAGACCAGCACCACACACGUGCUUUGUCCCUCGGGACUUGGUUUGCUGGUGUCCCUGCCAGGUGCUGCAGUGUGCUGGUUGAGGUGGCAGGCAGCACCCUGAGCUGUGGGGCUUGCUCAGCUGGACCCUAGAACAGUGUGGGAGAGGUGGGCAUGUUCCCUUCCAACUCCAGCUCAGUAGCUGUCUGACAAGCAUCUUGCUGGCAAGCGUUGGGUUCUGAUACAGGGGCACUGGGACACUCCUUUCCAGGUGGAAUUCUGAAAGCUCUUGAGGUGAAGGGAAGAGAUGGGGGUGGCUCUCUGGGCCUGUGGUUAGGGUUUAGUUUAUGGUUCUUUCCUUUGUGAUAAUGAGAGCCCACAUUAAGUACUAGUUCAUCAUUUGUGUAGGCUCUCAGUGAGAGAUGAAGCUGCUGCUGUGGUGUCAGUGGCAGAGAUGAGCCCCCUCUCCCUGGUUUGGCUCUGUGCUUCCUCUGUGCCACACAGAGGAGCCUCUUUCUCAGAGGCUCUCAUUUGCUUUGUCCAUGAAGGAUGUCUGCCCCCAGCACUGUUUAUUCCUAAUGCAUCAAUUGGAACAUGAAGGAUGAGGUUUGUCUUUCUGAAGAAACCAAAGUGGGGAAAGGUAGUUUGGAACAGACACGUUAAGGCAGAGACAGGACACGGGCUGUGCCCCAAGGCUUUGAUGCCAGCAAGCUUGAUGAUACUGAAGAAACCUGUUUCCUGAAGCUGUGCCUCUUCUCGUUUCUCUGCAGAUGACACUCCUGUCAGGUUUAUAGGUCUAACAGGAGGGAGUAAUAGUAAAUAUUCUAAUAGGGGAGUUUUGGGCAGACUUAGAAGUACACAAACAGAUGUACCACACAAGUGUCCAUUUUCUGGAGUGCUUGGUUCUUGAAGCAGCACUGCACUUUAAUCUUUCCAAGUACUUCUUUUUCACUAAGGCAAUAAUAAGUCUGCAAAUGACAAGCAGAUCGUGGGCUCUGCAGUCCUCUGAGUGCAAAAAGGAAUGUACUGGUUAGAUCUUCAUCUUCUUAAAUUAGGAAGCAGCUUAUCAAGUCCAUUCACCAAAGGGAGACAGCUCUGUCUGCUGUUGUGGUGAUACAGUAGGAGAAACCAACAGUAUCAUGAACGUCCUCACUCUGGAAAUGGAAAUAACUGCUUAAAACCCAUCAAACCACCCAAAAUGGGAUCUCUCUUGCACUACCCUGUUCCUCGUGUUAGACAUAAACCCAUGCACAGCACUGACUUUCCCUAGGUACUCCAGUCGUUGCUGACUGUUGGUCUCAGGAUACUGAUAGUGUGAGGAAAGAACACAAUGUACAGAAACAGAGUAGCACAGAUUAUCUGAAACAUGAAGAACCUGUAACUUGGAAUGUUACAACCCAAAGCUUGAUUUACUACCUCCAGUCCCACCUCCAGGUCCUCCGGGGCAGCCCAUGAGCCACAGGGCUGCAUUUCCUGAGGAGGACCAGCAGCUGCUGAACCUGCAGCUUGUGUUGCCAGACUUGGCCUUUUCUGCCCCAAAUCAGCAUAAGGCUGAGUAAGUUGCUCAGCUGGGAGAUGCCUGAUCAAAGUUAGAGGGUGGGCAGUGAGAAAACUCCAGCUACUUAUUAGAAAGAAGCUGGUUUAUGGUGUUUGAUUUCUCUAUCCAAUUAAUAUUUUAGCACAUUGGCCAACUGGGAAAUCUUUACAGUUAUGAGUAAAAAAAGAGAAGGAGCAGUCCUACAAAAUUGGUUCUUUCUGUGGCAGAACAGGGUUUGGUUCUGACUAAAGAGUAUUUGUUGGCCUCUGAAAGGCAGCAGCUGGCAUUUUGGUCAGACAGAAACAGGAUAGAAACGUGGGGUGAUGGGUGUUCUUGUUUUUAAACAAUUUGUUUUUAAACCCUCUUUGAUAAAAGAGACACUGGGGAAUGUUCCUGUAAGGAAACUGGUUCCAGGUCAGUGCUUUGGUUCUGCUGAACAUUUUACUGUAUUACUGAACUAAGUCAAUAAUUCUUUUCAAAUUCUGUAUUACAUUUUACACACACUACCUCUGAAACAUCACCUUUAAAACCACACAGAAAAUGUGAACUUUUUUUUUUUUUUUAACAUUUUCUAGGCAAUAAAUGAUUUCCAAGAUGCAUCCUUCACUUCUGUGCUUGUUUUUCAGUUGAGUGUGAGACGUUGACUUUGGUUUUUAUUUUAGCAUUAAAUGAAUGUGCUUGUCUCAAACAAGGAAAUUCUAGAGGUGUGAUAUUAGGGAGAAAAGAUAAUGGUAGUAAAUAUUUGGUGAAGCUGAAGGAUGAUGUAGUAACUGGGCCAGCUGUGCUAUUUUGGGGACAGUUACUGUAAGGAAUGGAUAUUAUCCUUUACUGUGGUACUAAAUGAUUGUUGGAACCUUUCUCAAAACAUCACAGAUUAAUUUAUCAGAGAGAAGAAUCAAAUAAUGAGUCUCAGCACUGUAAUUAAAAAGAAUAAGUUCUACAUUGUCUGAGACAUGGUUCAUAAAUAUGUCCUCAUGUUUUUGUGGCAGCUAUUGGGUUUUGUUUGGGUGGUUUGUUUGGGGUUUUUUUUUUUGCAUAACUGUAUAAAGACAUUGUAGGAACAGUUUUUAUUUGCUUGUGACCAAGUGUUAAAUUAAAAUGAAUUGGUAGGAAGUGAAGGUUGCAAUGUAAAUGUAGACAGUGUUUUGUAGACAAGUUUCAUCUUUAAAAGUGUCCCUGUAAUUUCCCCAUCCCAUCUGUCUCUCUGAAAUACAGGGUGGGCUGCCAGGAUGUCCAAGCCUCUGCAGCCUGGGGGUGGGGAGGGAAUGAGGCACAUGGAGCCACUUCAGUUGAGUGGCAGAAAUGAAGAACCUGGGGUUUUCGUCAAGAAAAUGAUAAUAAAAAAUGUCUGCAUCUUGGGAAGCAAGGGCUUUUAUUUUCAAGUUUUGUGAAAUACAGUUCAAAAAGUCAUUGGCAAAUCCACUGAGUUGUGUUGGGGAAAAAAAAUGAGUUCUGCAAUGGAAUGAUAGAAUUGCUAUGAUUGUUCCUAGAAUUGCUGAGUGUGUAUGAACACACAUGCAUAUUUAUGAUGUGCACAGAUAUACUGAACUUGAGCAUCAUAUUACAAAGGUAUUUUCACUUGAAAUAUUAAUGUAAUUCUUCAACAAUAUAUUUUAUUUGCUCUCAUUCUUAUGUCUUGCUAUAUGUUGAUUACAUCGUUUUGAAAUUUAGUCGAAUUGUACAAAUACAGUUUAGAGUUUAACUCCUUGCAAAACUGGUAACUUUUUAGGCUUGGAAAUUUAUUUAAACGCCCAUCGUGGUAUUUCUAAGGGAUCUUGGCAAAUAAACAACCUGCUGGAUUUAUCAAAAGAUAAUGAAUCUUCUGCCAUGAAAUUUUCAGCUUUAGUUUCACUAAAGUAUCAGUUUCAUUGAAAAGAAAAAAAAAAAUCUGAAGUUUUAAAUAUUACUGUAUAACUCAGAUGUUUUCUUGUCCCUACAAAACACAAACCAAUGGAUGAUCUUAAAACUCUGACCAUUUCUUUCUGGGCCAAUUCAUUAAGCUUGGUAACCCGCGUGCAUUUCUGAGUUGCUCUGUGAAAAAUCAGUAUUUAUAUUGCAUUUUUAUUAUUUGUAUCAGUAUGUGUAGCAAAGAAACUACUACAGAUGUGAAACUGAAGUACCUCCUCUAUGGUCCAGGACAUAUGAUCUUGGCUUAUUUGAAAGAUGGAUGCCUAGUGAAAUAUUCCAUACAUUUGUAUUGAUUUUUUUUUCUGUAUAUAUAAGGGUAUUUAUAAUCUUGUAUUAAGAGUCAUCACGAGAAAUGCUUAUUUCCUUCUUUAGAAGCCUGCUCAGCUAUUUUUAUAUAAAAUGUUGGUCUUUGCCUUAAUUUUUCUCUUUUUUUGUGCAAAGUUGUGCCAUAGAUAUUUUAACUUAUCCACAGAUAGUUUACAGAAUUAGCUUUGGCUUGUCUUUACUUCAUUAUUUUUUUCCCUCUUUGUUCUAUUUUUGCCCAAAUCCUUUUCUCCUCCAACUGCGUCUCAAGGUUGGUUUGCUUUCUUAAUUCUUCUUUUUUCUUUUCUGAGUUUGAAGGAUACCUUCCAUCUGCAUGCUUCGGUAGAGCAAGUUUUUCCUCUGUAGUUUAUUGUUUCUAGUUUAGCAAAACCUUUCCCUGAGAAGAGAAAAGAGGUGAUGCCUGUACAAAUGUAUCUAGAGCAGCCCGGUCGGUCAGAGCAAAGGGCUAUUUAGCAUUGGUAAAUUUGUCUACUAGACUCAAGGAUAUUUUUCUACGUCUGUCAAGUUUGGGACUAUGGAGAAAUGAAAUAAAGGUGAACUAACUCCUUUUCCUACA